This is a messenger RNA of Brassica oleracea var. oleracea, 1792 nucleotides long. Its product is annotated as protein PHLOEM PROTEIN 2-LIKE A10-like. The record is from RefSeq and is a predicted model, not a curated record. The coding region runs from base 417 to 1451 and encodes 344 amino acids. The transcript has a single exon. Lineage: Eukaryota; Viridiplantae; Streptophyta; Magnoliopsida; Brassicales; Brassicaceae.
AUAUGAAGAAGGUGUUGAACUUUAAAGACUCCAUAACUGACUUUUAUCAUCAUCAUUCAUCAUCAUCAUCCAACAACCACCCAUGCCCAAAAUUGCAAUAAAAGACAGCAAGCGAUUUCUUCUCACUCACACACACCUAUGUCAUCUCCAUCAUAUCUACUACUACUUGGUAGAAUCAGACAUCUGCAGCAGAAGCUCUCUCUCUCUCUCUCUUUUGUUACAUUUGUGUCAUUGGCUUUGACGUCAAUUCUUAUCCAAUUCGAAUCUCUUUACCAUAAAUUUUUCUUUCUUUUUUUCCUCAUUCCUCCAAGAAUCUUGAUUUCGCCACUUCCUUUUAUACACUUCUCCUCUGUUUUGCUUUGUCUGAAUUCCCAAGAGAAAAAUGGUGCUGUAAGCUCGAUUCUGUGAUACUUUUUAUGGAUUUAUCUUUGGGCAAAAAGGGUUUCAGUUUUGCUCUGAGGAAGAAGAAGUGGAUCUUACUUGCACUCAGUGGUUACGGCGCCUUUAGGGUUUAUCACUCUCACAAAAAAAAACAAAUCUCCAAGCUCUUCACUCUCCUUCUCAACCUCCUCGAAGCAGCCUCUGCUUCCGCCGAAGCGGUUAGCUUGAUCACCAAGGAUCUAACGGAGUUUCUAAGAUCAGACUCCGACCAAAUCCCAAACAGCUUGAAACAGAUCUCCAAACUCGCGAACUCGGAUGAGCUCAACUCCUCCUUGAUCAGAUUCACACAAGCCGUGACAGUCGGGUUACUCAGAGGUUACCGGUUAGACGAAUCCGAGUCCGGUUUUACGGAUCGGGUCAUGGAUAAGCUUUUCACUAAAUCCGGGUCCGGUUUUGCUUCGGUUAUCGUCGGUAGCUUCGCUAGAAACUUGGUCGUCGCGCUCUACUCCGCAUCCUCCUCCGGCGAAUCGAAAUUGCUCGACGCGAUUUGCUCCGACGACGGGAGGAAGCUAAUCGGCGAUUGCGUUCAGCGUUUCGUGAGCUCGGCGGUUUCGGUUUAUCUCGACAAGACAAACAACGUCAACGUUUUUGACGAUUUAUUCGCCGGUUUAACCAACCCGAAACACGAACACAAGGUUAAGCAAACGAUUGUAACGGUCUGUAACGGUGCGGUUGAAACGUUCGUGAGAGCGUCAAGAAGAAAAACCACAGAACCGGAAUCGGACCGGACGUGGAUCGAUGGGAUAUCAUCGUCGUUGUCUGUACCCAGUAACCGGAAAUACGUGGUGGAUUUAACCGGGAAGGUGACGUUUGAGACGGUUAGAUCGUUGUUAGAAGUGUUGAUAGAGACAGCGAAUGGGAAAGUAGAGAGUUAUGUGGAGAAAGUUAGAGAGAGAGGAAAUGAGACGAGGAGAUUCGUCAGAGUUAAAUCAUCACUUCUUCACAGUUUAUGUUUGUCUCUAUGUUUACAGAUUGUUGAAGCUCCAUGGAUACUGACUCCAAGAAACUGAUCAGGCUACAAGGCAAGAACCUGUUUUUUUCUUUCUCUUUCAAUACUACACUACACUUUUGUGUGUUUUGUUUGGUAAUUCUUGGAUCCAUUAUAUCAAAUUGAUAAAUUCCGUGCAAACUUACUCUUUUUCUAUAAUUGGGGAAGAAAAUGAUUGUUUUUGACUUCGGAAAAAGGGUAUGGGUUUGGUUUGAAUGUUUUGGAUUCGGAUGUUUGGAUAAUGAUAAAGCGUGGGACAAUAUUCUGUGGAUAAAUAUGGUAUGGAUAUAGUGUAUUUGGUGGUGACGUGCAUGAGACAAGACCCAUAUAUGUUCUUUUAUGAGGAAAUGUCUAAACAAGUAA